AUGUCUACAAGUCAAAGUGGUUCUGAAUUUCCAACUGGCAUAGAUCAACAGAACAAAAAGUUUACCACUAUAAUUAUUUAUCCGACGGUGACUCCAGAGAAGAUAAUCAUACCAAUGGUAUCGUGUAUUUUGGGUUUUCCGUUGUUGGCGUUAAUGGUGAUAUGCUGUUUAAGACGUAGGGCCAAAUUGGCGAGGGAUCGAGAUCGUCGAAGAAAUUUAGGAUUUGCUCGAGCGUGCACAAGUGACCAAGGAGUGAUAUCUCUGGCAAGGUUUAGUCCAAUGCAUAAAAUCGGCGUAUACCUGGCUGCGGGGGCGAACGCCAGUGGCGGCGCGAUGCCGUCGCCACUGUCGUCCGGCGGCCGGAACCACCCGCUGCGCAGCGAGAGCCGGUCGUACGCGUCCUGCGACCUUGACCCCGUCAUGGAGGAGCGGAGCGAGAUGGACAGCAGCUGUGGCGGCGUGGCCGGCGGCGGACCGGUGGCCGGCGUAGGGGCGGUGGCCGACGGCGGCGGGGUCGUUGGCGGCGGAGCGGUCGAGGCUCUCGUGUGUCCGGACAGCUAG
Molecule: messenger RNA, 561 nt
Organism: Macrosiphum euphorbiae (potato aphid)
Lineage: Eukaryota; Metazoa; Arthropoda; Insecta; Hemiptera; Aphididae
Source: the annotation of a GenBank genome assembly